This is a messenger RNA of Penicillium daleae, 1560 nucleotides long. Its product is annotated as sugar transporter family protein. Gene Ontology annotation, molecular function: secondary active monocarboxylate transmembrane transporter activity. The transcript has 4 exons. The record is from RefSeq and is a predicted model, not a curated record. Gene Ontology annotation, biological process: plasma membrane lactate transport. Gene Ontology annotation, cellular component: plasma membrane. Lineage: Eukaryota; Fungi; Ascomycota; Eurotiomycetes; Eurotiales; Aspergillaceae. The coding region runs from base 1 to 1560 and encodes 519 amino acids.
AUGCAAGCAGGGUGGUUUUACUCCCCCAGUCAAAUUUCUCGCUACUUUGCCACGCGAUUGUCGAGUCUUAAACCUCCUCGGAACAAAUUGAGAAAUCCUUAUGAGAUUCUUCGAGAAUUGACUACUCACCAAUGGCUCAUGUUUGCUGCAGGCUUCAUGGGCUGGACUUGGGAUGCCUUUGAUUUUUUUACCGUGUCGAUGACAAUCACCGAGAUCUCGGCAGAUUUUGGGGUCUCAUACUCCGAUGUAUCAUGGGGUAUGACCGUGACCCUUAUGCUUCGAUCUGUCGGCGCAAUCAUUUUCGGUAUUCUGUCAGAUCGAUAUGGACGCAAAUGGCCCAUGAUAAUCAACCUCAGCUUGUUCAUAAUUCUCGAAUUGGGUUCUGGAUUCUGUACUACGCUACCCCAGUUCUUGGGAGCCCGGUCAUUAUACGGAAUCGCAAUGGGAGGUCUCUUUGGCCCAGCAGCGGCCACUGCUCUUGAGGACCUUCCAUACGAGGCCCGUGGUUUGCUCUCCGGACUGUUCGAGAUGGGUUAUGCGAUGGGUUACCUGCUUGCAGCAGCUUUCUACCGCGCCCUUGUACCAACUACAUCUCACGGCUGGCGAAGUCUGUUCUGGUUCGGUGCCGGACCUCCUGUCCUGAUCAUUAUCUUCCGACUGUGUCUACCCGAGACAAACCACUUCCAGGUGAUGAAAGCUGAGCGAGAAGCGCGGGCCCAUUCAAUCGGUAACGACCACGCCAAAGCCGCGGGAUUACGAGUCUUUGUCCGUGACGCUGGACGUGCAUUCCGGGAGAAUUGGGUUAUAUUCGUUUACUUGGUUGUGCUGAUGACAGGAUAUAACUCCUGUUCGCAUGGUAGUCAAGACUUUUACCCGACCUACCUCAAAGAUCAGGUUGGGAUGAACGCUACGAACACUACGACCAUCACUGUUGUCGGCCAGGUUGGCGCUUUGCUUGGUGGCUGUACAAUUGGCUACAUCAGUACUUUCUUUGGGCGUCGUCUGACUAUGCUGGUGGUAUGUAUCAUUGGUGGUGCUCUCAUCCCAGCCUAUACAAUGGUUCGAUCGAUGUCGCUAGUCGCCAGCGUGUUCUUUGAACAGUUCUGUGUCGGUGGAGUUUGGGGUCCAAUGCCCAUCCACUUGCUUGAGUUAUCGCCCAUCGCACUUCGGACAGUUAUGGUGGGAUUGACUUAUCAACUGGGCAACCUUGGGUCUUCUGCAUCGGCUACAAUUCAGUCUAUCAUCGGAGAGCGAUUCCCCUUACCGCCAGGAGCGCAUGGAAAGAAGAGGUUUGAUUACGGAAAAGUCAUUGCUAUUUUCAUGGGUGCUGUCUGGGCCUUUAUGUUUUUCUUCCUGUUCUGGGGACCUGAAAUGUCUCAGGAAGAAAGGGACGAGGAAGCAGAGGACUCUAUGCGUCUGGAGCGACUCAGAGCUGAGGGUGUCAGCCUGGCUGAGAUUGGACAGCAGCGGUACCUGGGUAAGGGAGUUGAUGAGGCUGUGGUGGAUCGGGGUACUGGGCCACAGGACAGUGAGAAGGCUGAGACAGCACAUGUUGAAUAA